Molecule: messenger RNA, 5837 nt
Organism: Hemiscyllium ocellatum (epaulette shark)
Lineage: Eukaryota; Metazoa; Chordata; Chondrichthyes; Orectolobiformes; Hemiscylliidae
Exons: 24
Coding region: 239-3529 (1096 amino acids)
Molecular function (GO): protein binding
Source: RefSeq, a predicted model, not a curated record
AACAGCAAUGAGAGUUGGCUGAUGCGGAAGAUGAAAGCGAAACUUGCAUUCAAUUCGGGCGUUGUUAUGAACUUUACCCAAAGGCGUACAAUCGGCGGAACACAGUUUUUAAUUUAAAGAUGUUUUAGUCAGAAAAGCAAUCGGGGUUACAGCCAGCAAUGUCAUUCCCCACUCUUUGCUGAUCAUAUCUCGUCGACUGGUGAGAACAAUUGCACCUGGGUUCAGAGAUUUGCUGAGAAUGUUCGGAUGGAUAGGACCCCAGGCCCUGCUCCUGUUUUUCGUCCUCUGGAUUUCCUCAACGCUGGCAGAGGACUUCCAACUCUCCUGCUCCCAGCGCCCAGUUGUGGCGGAGGUUGGCGACACAGUUGUGUUGGAAUGCCAGCUGGCCCCAUCGUUGCCCCUCAAGGGUUUGGAAAUUCGCUGGACCAAAGGCAAAGAGCUGGUGCAUCUCUACAGAUUCGAGCAGGAUGAGAACACUGAGCAGUCUGCUGACUACAAGGACAGGACCCAGCUGUUUGCCAGUGAAUUCCAGAGAGGCAAUAUUUCCCUGAAACUCAAGCAAGUCGUGUUGCCGGACAGUGGGAUAUACAAGUGUUUUGUGGAAUCGGAAGCCCGUGGAUUCAAAGAUGCAAAUGUCAUCCUGAAAGUGGCAAGUUUUGGAGAAUGGCCUACAAUCAAUUUGAACAAGUACACGGGGAGCGGAAUCCAGCUGCAGUGCAAGUCCGAGAACUGGUUUCCCUCACCCAUAGUGCAGUGGAGCAACGAGAAAGGUAAUAUCCUGACACAGCAUGAACAGCCAGGAACAGAGGAGAACAGCUUAGUCACCGUGAAGAACAACAUUGAUGUGACCAGUGAUUCUGGGAACACCUUUAGCUGUCUGCUACAAAGCGACAUACUGAACAAGGCAGUCAGUGCAACGUUCUAUGUCCCAGAUGAAUUUUAUCCCGUGACAUCUAUUUGGCUUUACAUGUUUCUCUUGAUUUUCUUUGGCAUCUUUGCGGUCAUCGCUGGCCUCUUUUUUUUCUUCAGGAGACAACAGAAAUACAUCCGAGAACUAACUGCACGGCCAUCAGUAAACGAGUAUAAGGCGAAGAAAUCCGAAAAUGCGAAACUCACAAACCAAAUGGAUACUUACUGGAAGGAGCUAGGUAAAAUCCGCCCUCUCCCUGAACUAGCUGUUCAGAGAAUGACUAAUGCUGCAGAUUGCAUCUUCCUGGACAGUGACACUGCGAAUUCAAGACUCCUGAUAUCCUCUGACCUGACCACCGUGAGCUGCACUGCAGGAGACAGGAUUCCCGCUGACAGCAGUAGGAGGUUCCAGUCCAGGUUAGCCGUGCUGGGAAAGACCGGAUUCGCCAGCGGCAGGCAUUACUGGCUGGUGAAAGUGGACAGUCAUUCUGCCUGGGACCUGGGAGUGGCCAGGGAGUCAGUAACCGGGGAGGGAAACCUACCUUUGAGCCCUGAAAAUGGAUACUGGACUAUUGGGCACGAUGGGGAGAGAUACUGGGCCAACUUCACCAACCCUUUGGAAAUCAUGUGCAGAGAGAAUCUCGGGAGAAUUGGAAUAUAUGUCAACUAUGAUGCUGGACAGGUUCUGUUCCUUGAUGGUGCUACCUACUCACACCUCCAUAGUUUCACCUGCAGCUUCGAGGGGCUUAUUUUCCCCUUCCUCAAUCUCUCAGAGUCUGGGGAAUGUUCCAUUUUACAAUCAACCCCGCUAUUGCCCAAUUCAGCUCUCUUCUGCGCCUCCCCGCAUAUAGGUUGGGCUCGGGGUGUGCCAAUAUUUACAGGGUGUGCCCGGGAAGGGUGUCAGUGUUUACAAUCGUCUCUGGGACUGUGUCAGUAUUUACAGAGAUCUCCUAAAGAGCAUGUCAGUACUUACAUAGGGUGCCCACGGGCCCUGUGUCUGUAUUUACAGGGUGUCCUCUGGGAGUCUGUCUGUAUUUACAGGGAUCUACAUCUUGCGCUGCAGUGCUGCCUCUCCCACACUGCACUCCUAAUCCUAGCAAAGCCUGUGGAACAGCCAGGAGAUUGUUUGGAGAGUGUAGGAGAUGUGUUCCGAGUCACUGGCCCGGAAACUCCAAUCAUCGCCUCGGUGGGUGGGGUGGCAGUGUUGGAAUGCCAGCUGAUCCCAGAGAAACCCCUACCGGGCAUGAAGAUAGAAUGGGCUCGCAGUGACUCUGAGCAGCACGUGCCCAUCCACAGCUACACCUUUGGGCUGAAUGUGGAGGAACAGCCUGCUCCGGCGUACAGGAACAGGACAGAGUUCUUUAAGCAGGAGUUUAACCAGGGGAAUGUCUCUCUCAGACUGCGAGAUGUCCGGCUGCAGGAUGAAGGAGACUACCUCUGCAUGGUUGAGUCCAGGGGAUUCAUUGAGCAGGCACCCAUGAAGCUGAAGGCCACGAGUUUCGGCCAGCGUCCUGUGAUACGAUUGGAAGGAUACCAGCACGAUGAAAUCGGGCUGCACUGUAAUUCAUCCAGCUGGUACCCAGUUCCCAUGAUGCACUGGGAAGAUGGCAAGGGCAAGAACAUGACGGAGAGGUCAAGGAUGACAUCGACGAAGACAGCGGAUGGCCUGUACGAAGUCUCAAGCAGCAUUGAGGUGACAGCUGGUUCGAGCAACACCUUCAGGUGUUUAGUGAAGAGUGCCAUCUUGAAGAGCUCACGGCAGAGCAGUCUCAGCAUCCCAGAUGAAUUUUUCCCCAGAAUGUCACGUUUCUUCAUUGCCUUCAUCGUGUUUCUCAUCUUGCUCCUUGGAUUGCUGGCAGCUGCCAGUUACUAUCAGUACAAACAGCAGAAACAGAUAAAAGAGCUGCUCAAACGUCCAACUAUCAAAGACUUCAAAGAUUUAUCAAAACGAACAGAGCAACUUCAGAAUGAUGUUGACAAUGCCCAUGCUAAUUUAGAUCAAGAGAAGAAACUGUGUCAAACAGCUGCCGAGAGGGUCAUCACUGCUGCAGUACCUGUGACCUACGACCCGGAGACUGCCAACCCUUACCUGAUAAUCUCCGAGAACCGGCUGACUGUGACGUUCAGCGACAGUUGGCAAGAACUUCCAGAAAGCCCAAAGAGGUUCACCUCCCGGCUCUUUGUGAUCGCGGAAGAAGGGUACGAGAGCGGGAGCCAAUACUGGGAGGUGCUGGUGGGCAACAAGCCGGACUGGGAUCUGGGAGUAGCCAAAGAGUCCAUCUCCAGGGAAGAGUGGAUCACGCUGAGCCCGGAGAACGGGUACUGGUCCAUCGGGAAGCGGGGUGAUACCUACGAGGCCAAUGAAAUAAGCCCUGAAACCCUAGAGUACAAGACCAUGGCUCAGAAAAUAGGCAUCUACCUGAACUGUGAAGAGGGGAUAGUUCGUUUCUAUGAUGCCGACCACAUGGUGCUAAUCCAUAGCUUCACGGCACAAUUCACGGAGAAGAUCUACCCAUUCUUCAGCCCCUGGGGAUCCCGGGAGGAGAUGACAAUCUGCCCCUUUAAUUCCCCAUUGUCUAGUGUCAAGCAGACCUUACGCGAUGGGCCUUGGACAAUUUAGAUCGAGAAGGAGUGAAACUAAUUCACUGUUGCAAAGGGAACAAGAUGACAAUAAGUGACAUGGACAUUGCCAUUCUUAUUUUUAAAUGGUUUACAAGAUUUGUCAUGCUCAGCGAAGUGAAUCCACACUGGCACCUGUGUGGCUGACACAAGAAGUUUGUACAUGCUGAGCCCUUUCCCCCAUGUGAGAAUGGGUCACACUCGCCCUACUCAGGCCCAUUCCCAUCUUGAAGGUAUUAACUUGAAAGGCAAUGUACUAGACCAAACAUCAGUGCCAUGACUCAAAAGUAAUUCCUAAUAAUUCCUAAUGGAGCAGUUGAAAUGAAUAAUAACCUGCUUAAGGGGAAGCUGGAGAAACACGAGAAUUGCUGAGAUGGUGCAGAUAUAAAUGGAGACGAUGAUUUUUGGUAGUGACUAGUAACCAGAUUAAUGCUCUUGGGGCACAGAUUAAUAUCCCUGUCUCUGCUUGAGCUAUAAAUGCUCCUUUAUCUAACACUAAUACAUCUACUCCUUCUGUAAAGCAAAAUUUAGUUGUCACUGCAGUUAAGUGUUGAAUGUUGAACUAAACGUUUAAAGCUCAUACCGAACUAUGACUAAACUUAGAAAGAUGAGUUAUUUUAAGCACAGUAAGAGGCCAUCUUGCACAUUUUGUGUUGAAUUUCUGCUCCUCUGGCGAUUUCAAUCCAAAAGACAAUUUCUACCUGCUCCAAAAGUCCAUGGUUCUGAACAUGUGAGACCUUUCAUUCAAUUCACUUCAGCUUUCAAUGCCCCUUGUAACUUACUGUUCUCUCUCUCUCUCUCUCUCACCAUGGUCAUUAGCCCAAUCUGCUCCUCAUCCCUGCCCUGUUAUCCUAGAGCAUUCAGAUGAGUUAGACAAGUGGUUUAACCAUUUGCCAUCUUAUUUGGCUGAACCACAUAAAGUGUAACAGUAUUGGGUCCCUGCUCUUGUCUGCUAAGACUGCUCACCAUUCCUCUUGGCCAGCGACUAGCGCUUAGUGUCCUUAUCCAACAAACUCUCCUCUGAACAUUGACAAUCCCCUGCUCCCCCUCACUGCCCAGCUCUCUUGACCCCUGUUCUGAUGCUAAAUGAUCAGGCAGUUAGUAGGAUUGCCAGUCCUGAGUGAGCAAGAACAUUUCUCCAAUUAAAUUUUGGGAUGAGUGAACCCAUUGUUUUCACUUCCACUCCAAAUGCAGUUCCUGAGUUAUAAGAUCCGUGUGUCACCUUAAUGACGACAAUCUCAGAUAAUUCCAGUCUGCUCGUGAUUUGAUGUGAAGAUGAGCUCGGAGAAAGUGAGGACUGCAGAUGCUGGGGAUCAGAGCUUAACUAUGUGUUGCUGGAAAAGCGCAGCAGGUCAGGCAGCAUCAAAGGAGAAGGAGAAUCAAUGUUUCGGGCAUAAGCCCUUCUUCAGGAAUGAGGUGGGUGUGCCAAGUAGGCUAAGAUAAAAAGUAGGGAGGAGAGGAGGUUAACCUCCUUCCACCUAUCGCAUUCCCUACGACCCUCCCCCAAGUCCCUCCUCCCUACCUUUUAUCUUAGCCUGCUUGGCACACCCUCCUCAUUCCUAAUGUAAAGAUGAGCUUCCAAGCACCCUCAAAAAGACUGCCUACUUCCACCUCACUCCCUUUUCACUAAAGAGCCAGGAAUCUUUGUCAUAUUUGACUUCAUGUUGACUUCCUCUCAGACUGUUACCAGGCAUAUGGAUAUACAGUAGUCAGUCACUGGCAUAACAGCCCCAGAUUCCACACCCAUCUCAGCUCAUCCACUGUUGAAACCUUCAUCCCCACCCUGGUCACCUCUGGGCUUGACUAUUCCAGUGUGUUCCUGGCAGGUUCCCUCACGUAGUAUUCUCCAUAAAUCGGAGGUUGUCCACAAAACUGCAGAGGGUCCUCUAUUUGCAGCGAAUCCCGUUCUCCUCUGGCCCCAGUGCUCGCUGACUUGCAUUGACUCCCAGGUUUUAAAGUUCUCAUUAUUAUUUUUAAAUCCAUCUAUGUGUCACCAAUCCUUCCCAUUGGUAUAUUCUUCCCCAGUCGCAGAACUCUGACACUCCCCCUCCCCACACCCCCCCCAAAAAAAAGACGUCUUUGUUUAUCUUAUUCUGGCCUCUGGAGAGGUGACAUUGCUCUUAAUCACUUCAUCAUUGGGGAUCAUCUCUCAACUACCUCUAACCCUCUGCCACAUUUUCAAAACUCAAGACUCUCUUAAAGUUCCAUUGACUGAGUUAAUGACCAUCUGAUAUCAUCAAUCCAUUGUGCUUGAUGCUGUGUUUUGUACGAUUCCAAUCCUGUGAAGUGCCUUUAAUGUUUUACUACGU